Camellia sinensis is the source of this 4083-nucleotide messenger RNA. RefSeq names its product ABC transporter B family member 2. The record is from RefSeq and is a predicted model, not a curated record. Lineage: Eukaryota; Viridiplantae; Streptophyta; Magnoliopsida; Ericales; Theaceae. Gene Ontology annotation, biological process: transmembrane transport. Gene Ontology annotation, cellular component: plasma membrane. Gene Ontology annotation, molecular function: ABC-type transporter activity; ATP hydrolysis activity; ATP binding.
AUAGAGAGGCAGAGAGAGAGAGAGAGAGAGAGACACACACACGCAAACCCAAGUGAGCUACCCAUCAAACACCACCUCCUCUCUACCUCCCCCAUUUCUCCAGGCCAAAAAUGAGCACCCAAGCUGCCGAAAACGACAAAAGGAAUAAAGAAGAAGGAGAAGGCAAGAAGCCCAAAAGAGUUCCAUUGAUGAAACUCUUCGCAUUUGCCGACGUCUACGAUUACUUUCUCAUGUUUGUUGGGUCAAUCGGAGCUUGCAUUCACGGCGCUUCGGUGCCGGUUUUCUUCAUUUUCUUUGGAAAGUUAAUAAACAUCAUUGGAUUGGCUUAUCUCUUUCCUGCACAAGCUUCUCAUAGAGUAGCCAAGUACUCAUUGGAUUUUGUAUAUCUCAGUGUGGUUAUAUUAUUUUCAUCAUGGACCGAGGUGGCUUGUUGGAUGCACAGUGGGGAAAGGCAAGCGGCAAAGAUGAGGAUGGCAUAUCUGAGGUCCAUGUUGAAUCAAGACAUAAGUGUUUUUGACACAGAAGAGUCCUCCACUGGACAAGUCAUUUCUGCUAUUACUAGUGACAUUCUUGUUGUUCAAGAUGCCAUUUCUGAGAAGGUGGGAAACUUCAUGCACUACAUCAGCAGAUUCAUAGCAGGAUUCACAAUAGGGUUCAUAAGGGUGUGGCAGAUUAGUUUGGUGACUCUGUCAAUCGUACCCUUAAUUGCCAUUGCUGGUGGUGUCUAUGCUUUUGUUGCCACUGGUCUCAUUGUCAGAGUCCGCAAAUCUUACGUCAAGGCCGGUGACAUUGCCCAAGAGGUGAUUGGGAAUGUCAGAACGGUCCAAGCAUUUGCAGGAGAGGAAAGGGCAGUGAGAUCAUAUAGAACAGCACUGCUCAACACUUACAAGUAUGGGAGGAAAGCAGGACUAGCCAAGGGUCUGGGACUAGGCACCAUGCACUGUGUCCUUUUCCUUUCAUGGUCUUUGCUUGUUUGGUACACUAGUGUUGUUGUUCACAAGAACAUUGCCAAUGGAGGAGAGUCUUUCACUACCAUGCUCAAUGUUGUUAUCGCUGGACUGUCACUAGGACAGGCAGCUCCAGACAUCUCUGCAUUCCUCCGAGCAAAGGCAGCUGCUUAUCCCAUAUUUGAGAUGAUAGAGAAAAAUGCAGUAAGCAAAACAAGCACGAAAACUGGCAGGAAACUAAACAACCUCGAAGGCCAUAUCCAGUUCAAGGACGUAUGUUUUAGCUACCCAUCUCGUCCUGAUGCUAUGAUUUUCAAUAAGCUCUGUCUUGAUAUACCUUCCGGUAAGAUUGUAGCCCUUGUGGGAGGAAGUGGGUCUGGAAAGAGCACAGUUAUAUCUUUGAUUGAGCGCUUUUACCAGCCCUUAUCGGGACCGAUACUAUUAGAUGGAACCGAUAUCAGGGAGAUUGACCUCAAAUGGCUCAGGCAACAGAUUGGGUUGGUUAAUCAAGAGCCUGCACUUUUUGCUACAACCAUUAGGGAGAACAUUCUCUAUGGCAAAGAUGAUGCCACACUUGAUGAGAUUAGCCGUGCCGCAAAACUUUCAGAAGCACUCACUUUCAUCAACAAGCUUCCAGAUAGAUUUGAAACUCAGGUGGGUGAAAGGGGAAUACAAUUAUCAGGCGGACAGAAGCAGAGAAUUGCAAUAUCACGUGCGAUAGUAAAGAAUCCUUCAAUACUUCUGCUGGAUGAAGCUACGAGUGCACUUGACGCAGAGUCUGAGAAGAGUGUGCAGGAGGCACUUGAUCGUGUGAUGGUGGGACGAACAACUAUAGUUGUUGCCCAUCGGCUUUCAACUAUUAGAAAUGCAGAUAUAAUAGCUGUUGUUCAAAGUGGGAAGAUAGUUGAAACCGGGAGUCAUGACGAUCUCAUUUCAAAACCAAAUGGUGCCUAUGCAUCACUUGCUCAACUCCAAGAGGCAGCUUCCUCACAUUGCCUCCCUUCAUGUGGACCUACUCUGGGACAACCUCUCAGCAUUAAGUAUUCCCAUGAAUUAUCCCACACAAGCAGCCAUGGUGCAAGUUUUCAAUCUGAUAAAGUAUCUGUCAGCCGAAUUGGAGGUGAGGUAGCAGAGAUUGUUAAGCCAACACGUGUGUCUAGUAGAAGAUUGUAUUCGAUGGUGGGUCCUGAUUGGAUUUAUGGGGUAUCUGGCACAAUUUGUGCAUUUAUUGCUGGAGCCCAGUUUCCUCUUUUCGCUCUUGGUGUCACUCAGGCUCUUGUAUCUUAUUACAUGGACUGGGACACGACAUGCCGUGAAGUAAAGAAGAUUGCACUCCUCUUCUGUGGUGGUGCUGUUAUAACUGUUAUUGUUAAUGCCAUCACACAUCUCUCUUUUGGGAUCAUGGGAGAGCGGCUUACUCUUCGUGUGCGGGAAAUGAUGUUUUCUUCCAUUUUGAGAAACGAGAUUGGAUGGUUUGAUGAAACAAACAACACAAGUUCCAUGCUUGCAUCUCGUUUAGAGAGUGAUGCAACUUUAUUGCGAACUGUCGUUGUUGAUCGCUCUACAAUUCUCUUACAGAAUGUUGGUUUGGUUGUUACCUCAUUCAUCAUUGCCUUCAUCUUGAACUGGAGGCUUACACUUGUUGUCAUGGCCACAUAUCCAUUGAUCAUUAGUGGCCACAUCAGCGAGAAAAUGUUCAUGAAAGGGUAUGGUGGUAACUUGAGCAAAGCCUAUCUCAAAGCUAACAUGCUUGCUGGUGAGGCUGUGAGUAAUAUCCGCACUGUCGCUGCUUUUUGCUCUGAAGAAAAGGUCCUUGACCUUUAUACUCAUGAGCUUGUUGAGCCUUCAAGGCGUUCAUUUACUCGUGGUCAGAUUGCUGGCAUAUUCUAUGGAGUCUCUCAAUUCUUCAUCUUCUCAUCCUAUGGCCUUGCUUUAUGGUAUGGUUCUGUUUUGAUGGGGAAGGAGAUUGCUAGCUUUAAAUCGGUCAUGAAAUCGUUUAUGGUUUUGAUUGUGACAGCACUAGCCAUGGGUGAAACUUUGGCAAUGGCACCGGACCUUCUAAAAGGGCACCAAAUGGUGGCAUCAGUCUUCGAGGUGCUUGACCGGAAGACAGAGGUAACAGAUGAUAUCGGAGAAGAACUAAUAAGGGUGGAGGGCACAAUUGAGCUGAAGGGUGUCCAAUUUAGCUACCCUUCAAGGCCUAAUGUACUGAUUUUCAAGGACUUUGAGCUAAGAGUGUGUGCGGGCCAGAGCAUGGCAUUAGUGGGGCAGAGUGGGUCAGGUAAAAGUUCAGUGCUCUCUCUGAUACUCCGAUUUUACGAUCCGACAGUCGGGAAAGUGAUGAUUGAUGGGAAAGAUAUCAAGAAACUCAAGCUCGAAUCUCUCAGGAAGCACGUAGGCCUAGUCCAACAAGAACCGGCCCUCUUUGCCACGUCAAUUUUUGAAAACAUCCUUUAUGGAAAAGAGGGAGCCUCGGAAGGUGAAGUGAUUGAAGCAGCAAAACUAGCUAAUGCACAUAGUUUUAUAAGUGCCCUUCCAGAGGGCUACUUGACCAAAGUUGGAGAGCGAGGAGUGCAACUGUCCGGUGGCCAGAAGCAACGAGUGGCCAUUGCUCGGGCUGUUCUUAAAAACCCAGCAAUCUUGUUACUAGACGAAGCCACGAGCGCUCUAGACGUGGAGUCAGAGCAGGUAAUUCAACAAGCGCUAGAUAGGUUGAUGAAGAACAGGACUACAGUCGUGGUGGCACAUAGGCUAUCGACCAUAAGAAAUGCAGACCUAAUAUCGGUUUUACAAGAUGGGAAGAUAGUAGAGCAAGGGAUUCAUUCUGCUCUUGUAGAGAACAAAGAUGGGGCGUACUUCAAGUUAAUCAGCUUACAACCGCAGCAACAACAGUAUCAACAAUAGCAACUUCAAUGUUUUACCAUUGUUUUACAAUUUUUUUUUUUUUUUGCCGUUGUUUUUAUGAGAAGAUUACACAUGUUAAUGCUUUCAUUGUAGAUUAGGUUUGCCCAUUCUCUUGUUGCUAUUCUGCUUGUAUGAAGAAUAUUCUGUGCCUGAGCAAAGUGCAUGAAAAUAAAAUUUUUAAAAGAGUGUUUAAAAUAAAAAUAUGGGAAAUAAGAAUUACAAAUGUUAUAUA